Daktulosphaira vitifoliae (grape phylloxera) is the source of this 8500-nucleotide messenger RNA. It is a transcript of the gene Dhc16F, whose product is annotated as dynein axonemal heavy chain 6. The coding region runs from base 4 to 8364 and encodes 2786 amino acids. Lineage: Eukaryota; Metazoa; Arthropoda; Insecta; Hemiptera; Phylloxeridae. The transcript is spliced from 24 exons. Gene Ontology annotation, biological process: microtubule-based movement. Gene Ontology annotation, molecular function: ATP binding; dynein intermediate chain binding; minus-end-directed microtubule motor activity. Gene Ontology annotation, cellular component: dynein complex. The record is from RefSeq and is a predicted model, not a curated record.
GCUAUGGUUAGAGGUGAACUUAACAGUCUCCAAAGAGCUGUGCUAGGUGCUCUUAUAACUAUUGACGUCCAUGCAAGAGACAUAAUAACAUCAAUGGUAAAAAAUAAAAUUAAUAGUGAUUCCAAUUUUGAGUGGUUAAAACAACUACGAUACUAUUGGGAUGAAAUUAAUAGCUGUGUAGCACAAAUGGCAAAUGCCCGUUGGUUGUACGCUUAUGAAUAUUUAGGCUGUUCUCCUCGAUUAGUCAUAACUCCUUUAACAGAUAAAUGCUAUUUAUGUCUGAUGGGUGCACUACAGCUUAAUCUUGGAGGAGCGCCAGCAGGUCCUGCUGGAACAGGGAAAACUGAAACUACAAAAGAUUUAGCUAAGGCUAUGGCAACUCAGUGUGUUGUAUUUAACUGUUCUGAUGGUUUAGAUUAUAAAAUGAUGGGAAAAUUUUUUGCUGGAUUAGCACAGUCCGGAGCUUGGUGCUGUUUUGAUGAAUUUAAUCGUAUAGAUAUUGAAGUACUUUCUGUAAUUGCCCAACAGCUAAUAACUAUAAUGAAUGCUAAAAUUAUGAAUGUUAAAAGAUUUAUUUUUGAGGGGAGAGAAAUAAAACUUAUCAAAACUUGUGCAGCUUUUAUUACGAUGAAUCCUGGUUAUGCUGGUCGUACAGAACUCCCAGAUAAUUUACAAGCUUUAUUUCGACCCAUGGCAAUGAUGGUACCUGAUUAUGGCCUUAUAGCUGAAGUAAUUUUGUACUCUGAAGGUUUUGAAUCUUCAAAGUUAUUAGCCAAAAAAAUGGUUAAUAUGUACAAACUAUGCAGCGAACAAUUGUCUAUACAAGAUCAUUAUGAUUUUGGAAUGAGAGCUGUUAAAAGCGUACUAGUAAUGGCUGGUUCAUUGAAACGGAAAAAUCCAACAAUAAAUGAAAAUUUAGUAUUAAUUAGAGCUUUGAGAGAUAGCAAUUUACCAAAAUUUCUUAAAGAUGAUGUAGUUCUGUUUCAAGGUAUUUUAAAUGAUUUAUUUCCUGGUGUCAUUUUACCUGAACAAGAUUAUGGUUUAUUUCUAUCUACUGUUAAGAGUAUCAUGGAAACUGAUGGACUUCAAGUUGAAGAAUGUAUAUUUAUAAAAGUCAUACAAUUAUUAGAAACUAUAAUUGUCAGGCACGGUAUUAUGACCGUAGGACCUACUGGAGGAGGAAAAACUACUAUUUUAAAUAUUCUUAGUAAAACUUUGACUCGUUUAUACAAAGAAAAUGUAGAUGGACCAUAUUAUAAAUCUGUAAACAUAUAUACAUUAAAUCCAAAAGCCAUAAGUAUGGGCGAACUCUACGGUGAAGUAAAUUUACUUACAAUGGAAUGGUCUGAUGGUUUACUUGGUAAAUUUGUUAGAAACGCAGUUCAAGUAAAUAAUGAAGAAUUUCAAUUUAUUGUUUGUGAUGGUCCAGUUGAUGCAGUGUGGAUUGAAAAUUUAAAUACAGUCCUAGAUGAUAACAAAAUGCUAUGUCUGGCAAACUCGGAGCGCAUUAAGUUGACUUCGUGGGUAAGAAUGAUUUUUGAAGUUGGAGAUUUGUCUCAAGCAUCUCCAGCUACAGUUAGUCGAUGUGGAAUGGUUUUUGUAGAUCCUGCUGAGCUAGGGUGGCUUCCAUAUGUACGAUCAUGGAUAAUACAAUUGAAUAGUGAUGUUAUCAACAGUAACCCGGAGUAUAAAACUUAUGUUUUGACAUUAAUAGAAACUUACGUCGGUAAUGGGUUUUCAUUUAUAGAUAAAAACUGCUUUUCUCCAAUUAAACAAGCAAAAAUUAGCAAAGCUGUUAUGAUGUGCACAAUUCUCGAAUCACUUUUAGUUGAUCCUCAAGGAAUAAAUAAAAUAAUGGAUAGUUCUAAAGUACGGAAAUUUAUUUGUCAAUGUAUGAUUUUCUCUUAUAUUUGGGCCCUAGGAUCAAAUUUGAUUGAUUCAUCACAAAGUUUAUUCGAAACUUUUGUCUUUAAUCAAUUUGAAGAAAACUUUAAUGCAGCUAUUCCCCCUGGAACUGAAUUAUGUAACGUAUACUUAAGUAUGGAAAAAAAACAAUUCGAAAGCUGGACUGAAAUUGUCCCUGGAUUUUCCUAUAAUACAGAAAAGCCAUAUUUUGAAUUGUUUGUUCCAACUGUAGACAGUGUGAAAUACUCAUAUGUAAGUCAGAGAUUAGUUCAAAUGAGCCAACCUAUUAUGCUAUGUGGAGUAACAGGUGUAGGCAAAACAUCUAUUGCUAACUUUGUUAUGAACAAUUUAGUAAAAACGGGAAACUGGAUUGCUGGAAUGAUAAAUUUUUCUGCACAAACUAAUAGUUUUAGAACACAAGAAAUAUUAGAAUCAAAAUUAGAAAAGAAAAAAAGAACAAUUUUUGGUGCUCCUGGUAAUAAACGUAUAUCAUUGUUUAUUGAUGAUGUGAAUAUGCCAAAACCAGAAAUUUACGGCGCACAACCUCCAAUUGAGUUACUUAGACAAAUUUUAGACUUUGGUGGAUUGUAUGACAGAGAAAAACUCUUUUGGAAACAAAUAGAAAAUGUCAUUUUAUGUUCAAUAUGCGCCCCUCCUGGUGGCGGGCGAAAUCCAUUAACGCCCAGAUUCACUAGACAUUUCUCUAUGAUGUAUAUACCUAUUACCAGUGAAAAAUCAAUGAAAACUAUAUUUAAAUCCAUAUUAGAUGGAUUUUUUGAAGAAUUUCCAUCCAUUAUAGCAAACACAAGUAGUUCGUUAGUUCAAGCAAGUGUUGAUGUUUAUAUACGUAUUACAGAAGAUCUUUUACCUACACCUGCAAAAUCACAUUAUAUUUUUAACUUGAGAGAUUUAUCAAAAACUAUACAAGGUAUUCUACAGACCGACUUUGUUUCUAUUCCAGAUGUUACUCGAUUAUAUAGGUUAUGGUACCAUGAAACAAUGCGCAUAUAUCAUGAUCGUUUAGUUUGUCUAGAGGAUAAGUCAUAUUUUCACAAGCUCUUGCAAUCAAUUUCUACUCGUUAUUUAGGGGGAUCAAUUUUAGAAUUUUCACAAUCUGAUGAAAAUUUAUCAAGACCUCCUAUGUUACUAUUUGGAGAUUUCAUGAAUCCAGUACCUAAGGAAUUUCGGAUUUAUGAAGAAAUAACUAACAUAGAUAAAUUGAAAUCUGUACUAUUAGAAAGUUUAUUAGAUUACAAUAUGGUUUAUAAUAAAGAUUUGCAACUUAUUUUUUUUAUGGAUGCUAUUGAACAUAUUACACGUAUUGCUAGAAUACUAAGGUCAGAGAGAGGAAAUGCAUUACUAGUAGGAAUUAAUGGCAUGGGUAAACAAUCAUUAACGAAAUUAGCGUCACAUUUAAACGACUACAAAUGUUUUCAAAUAGAACUUACAAAUUCAUAUGAUUAUUCGUCGUUUCACGAAGACUUAGUUAAUUUGUAUCAUAGAGCAGGAGUAAAUUUUGAAGAUACAACAUUUUUGCUCACUGAUAGCCAAAUUGUCCAAGAAGAAUUUUUAGAGGAUAUAAAUAAUAUUUUAAGCUCAGGUGAAGUACCGAAUUUGUUUAAGCAAGAUGAUUUAGAAAAAGUAAUCAUUGCAUGUCGACAACCAGCAAUUGAAGUUGGAGUUAUCGACAGUCGUGAUGCUAUUUUCAUUUAUUUUAUACAAAGAGUACGAUUAAAACUUCACUUGGUUAUUUCAAUGAGUCCAGUCGGCGAUGCAUUUAGAAGAAGAUGCCGUUUGUUUCCUUCUUUAGUAAAUAAUUCUACAAUAGAUUGGUUUGAUGACUGGCCAAAUGAAGCUUUGAUAUCUGUAGCUAAAAAGAGUUUAGAUCAAUAUUCGGACCCAGAUAAUCCUAAUUUAGUUAAUGAUUUAUCAAAUUUGUGCAAUUACAUGCAUGAUAUUGUUACUAAUAGAACAAAGCGUUUUUUCGAGCAAAUGAGAAGGCAUUACUAUGUAACACCUAGAAGUUAUUUAGAACUAUUAAAACUCUUUAAGAAAAUGCAUAGUUUAGAAACUAAGAAAAUUAAAAGUGAUUCCGAUAGAUUUGCUAACGGUUUGCAUAAGCUAUAUGAAACAUUUGACAUGGUUGGUCAUAUGAAAAAUAGACUUAAGACAAUGGCUCCAGAAUUAUUAGAAAAGAAUCAAGCCAUGAAAAAAAUAAUGGAUAAUCUUACAAAAGAAAAAAUAAGUGUAGAUGCGGUGCAAAAAGUAGUUUUUACAGAAGAAGCUGCUGCGAAAAUAAAAGCUAAGUCAGCUAAAGAGAUUGCUAUAGAUGCACAGAAAGAUUUAGAAGCUGCAAUGCCAGCAUUAGAAGCAGCAAAAAAAGCACUAGAGUCAUUAAACAAAAGUGAUAUAAAUGAGCUUAGAGUUUUUAACAAGCCCCCUAAAUUAGUUCAAGUUGUAAUGGAAGCUGUAUGUUUGUUACUCAAUCAAAAAACUAAUUGGGCGAACGCAAAAGUAUUAUUAGGAGACAGUAAUUUUUUAAAAAAAUUGCAAGAGUAUGAUAUAAAUAAUAUUUCUGAUUAUAUGAUUAAGCAAAUCUCUCCAUAUAUUUUAAAUCCAGAUUUCACUCCCGAAAAAGUUGCGACGCAAUCAAAAGUUGCAAAAUCAAUGUGUAUGUGGGUUCGAGCUGUUCACAGUUAUACAUUAGUAUAUCAGAUUGUUGAACCAAAAAAAAUUAAGCAAAGAAUUGCUGAGGAUGAGCUCAUUGAAGUCAUGAAAGAAUUGGAGAUAAAACAAAAAAUGCUAGCAGAUGUUGAAGAACGGUUACAGAAACUUGAAGAAGUAUACGAACAAAAUAUUAUCGAACGAAAUAAACUUGAAUCAAAUAUAAAUAGAACACAGUUACGUUUAAAACGAGCUAAUUUACUGGUGAUUGCUUUAAAGGACGAACAACGAAGAUGGGAAAAGAACAUUAAGAUAUUUGGUCAACGUUUACUUACCGUUACUGGAGAUAUAAUUAUCGCUGCUGGUAUUAUAACAUAUCUUGGACCAUUUACGGAUGAAUAUAGAAAAGAAAUUACCUUAACUUGGCUUCAGAAAAUUGCUGAUUACAAAAUAUUUUAUACACCAAAUUAUGCAUUAAGUUCAGUUUUGAUUGAUUCUUUUGAGCAACGUUCUUGGAACAUUUGUGGUCUUCCCAGAGAUUCUGUAUCUACUGAUAAUGCUAUUAUCGUUACUCGAUCAAGCCGUUGGUCUUUGAUGAUUGAUCCUCAAGAACAAGCAAAUAGAUGGAUCAAGGCGCUUGAAGCAACUAAUAAACUAAAAGUAUGUAAAUCGACUGAUCCUGGGUUACUUGAUGUUAUUGUUGGAGCUAUACGAGUAGGGUAUCCAAUAUUAAUAGAAGGUAUUGAAGAGCACGUUGAUCCAACUUUAAGACCUAUUUUGGAAAACGAUACAUUUAUUCAAGGUGGUCGCACUUUGAUACGAAUUAGAAACACAGACAUUGAAUACAGUUCAGAUUUUAGAUUUUAUAUGACUACUAAAAUGUCUAAUCCACAUUAUUUACCAGAAAUAUGCAUCCAAGUAACUUUAGUUAAUUUUACAGUCACGCCAUUAGGUUUAGAAGAUCAAUUAUUAGUAGAAAUUGUAAGACUAGAAAGACCAGAAUUAGAAGAAAAACGUACUGAAACAAUAGUAAGUAUCAAUAAUGAUAACAAUUUAUUGAAAGAAAUGGAAGACAAAACUUUAAGAAUGUUGUACACUACAAAGGGUAACAUUCUUGAUGAUGAAGAGCUUAUAGAAACUUUAAAUAACAGCAAGGAAACUUCAAUCAUUAUAGCUUCUCGGCUUAUUGAUGCGAAAGAAACAGAUAAUAGUAUAAGUGCAGCAAGAGAAAAAUACAGACCUAUAGCAAAACGAGGAUCGUGCCUUUAUUUUGUCGUAGCUCAGUUGUCUGAAAUAGAUUCAAUGUAUCAGUUUUCUUUAAAUUAUUUUAUCUCAAUAUUUUGUAAUGUUAUAAAAAAUAGUAAUAAAUCUAUGAGAGUUGAAUUAAAAUUACCUAUAAUGAUAGAUGAAAUCACAAAGGCUAUUUACAUAAAUGUAUCCAAAGGAUUGUUUGAACGUCACAAACUUGUAUUUAGUUUCUUAAUCAGCGUAAAUAUUGACUUACAAGUAGGAAAAAUUACUACCAACAAGUGGGAAUUCCUAUUAAGAGGUCCUGUUGGUACAAAAAAUGAAAGUUCUAUACAAAAACCAAACGUAACAGCAUUGUCAGAAAAAGUGUGGCAAACAAUACUAUAUUUAUCAGAUAAUUUUCCUAAAUUCAAAAAACUCCCAGAAAAUUUUAUCGGUCCUAUUCAUAUAAAAAUCGGCGAAUAUGAAGAAAUAUUACAAUUAGAUAAUAAUAUCAAUGAAUUAAUUAUCGAUUGGGAUUCUUUAUUAUUUCCUUUUGAAAAACUUAUGCUUAUCAAAGCUCUAAAGGAAGAAAAACUUAUAUUUGCGAUAACUAAUUAUAUCAGUAGUGAACUUGGUAAAACGUUUAUUGAAAGCCCUGCUGUUUCAUUUCAAUUACUAUAUAAUGAUACAACGUCGUCAAUACCAUUAGUAUUUAUUUUAAGUCCUGGCUCAGAUCCUUUUAACGCAUUUCAAAAGUUUGCAAUUGAAUUUGGAGUUGGAGAUCAUUUUCACUCAAUAUCAUUAGGACAAGGUCAAGGUCCUAUUGCCGAAAAAUUAAUAUUAGAUGGAAAAGAACAAGGAAAUUGGAUAUUUCUACAAAACUGUCAUUUAGCACUAUCAUGGAUGUUACGUUUAGAGACUAUAGUUCAAGAAAUCAUUGAAAAUCCAUCAACUGCUAGAUCAGAUUUUCGAUUGUUCAUAAGUUCUAUGCCUUCAAAAACUUUUCCGGCUUAUGUACUACAAAAUUCUUUAAAAGUCACCAAUGAGCCGCCUAAAGGAUUAAAAGCAAAUAUGAAAAGAUCAUUUUUUGAUAUGAAUGUAGAAUUUUUUGAAAAAAAUGCUUUUGGCCCAGACUGGAGAAAAAUGGUUUUUGGUUUGUGUUUUUUCCAUUCAAUUAUACUAGAAAGAAGAAAAUUCGGUCCCCUUGGAUGGAAUAUAUUAUAUGCUUUUACUGAUAGUGAUCGAGAAUGUGCAAUGAAUAUGUUAGAAAUAUACUGUUUAUCUACCGAUGUUAUACCUUGGAGUGCUUUAACGUAUAUUACUGCAGAAAUUACAUAUGGUGGUAGAGUAACUGACAUUUGGGAUCAACGAACUUUAAAAAACGUUUUACAUACAUAUUUUGGUCCUCAUAUAAUGGAUCAAAAUUAUAAGUAUUCAAAAUCCGGUAUUUAUUACUGUCCAGAAUCACCAAAUUGUACAACAAUAGAAGAAUAUAAAUUAUUCAUUGAUCAGUUACCAGUUAUUGAAGGACCAGAAGUUUUUGGAAUGCAUGACAAUGCUAAUAGUGCUUUUCAAAAUAAUGAAACGCAAAGUUUAUUGUAUACGAUCAUAGAAGGAUAUCAAAAGUCAUCGGGAGGUUCUCCUGACAAAUCUGCUGAUGAAAUAGUAGGAAAAAUGGCUGACGACAUAUCAGAGAAACUAUUAGCUUCAAUAAAUGUUCAGCAGGCCAGUAAUUCAAUUAUGAAAUUAGAUGAUAAAGGUAGAUUACCGUCACUGUCUACGGUUUUGUUUCAAGAAGUUAGCCGAUUUAAUGUACUGCUAGAUAUUAUUCAUGUUUCAUUAAAUAAUCUACGAAAAGCAAUUAAAGGUAUAAUUGUUAUGUCUUCAGAAUUAGAAAGUGUCUAUACGUCAUUUUUAAGUAAUACAAUGCCGAAAAUAUGGUUGAAAGGAGCAUAUCCUUCAUUAAAAUCAUUAGGUAGUUGGGUGAAAGAUUUGAUAAUGAGAUUAGAUUUUAUUAACAUAUGGCUCAAAUUUGGUAGUCCUGUUUCGUAUUGGAUAUCUGGUUUAUACUUCCCUCAAGGUUUUAUGACGGGUUGCCUACAAAGACACUCUAGGAAAUACAGCAUACCAAUAGAUAGUUUAAAAAUCGAUUUUGAAUUGAGUAACACAGUUUUGAUACAAGAUGAAGUUUCAGCAGCCCAAAUAUUGACUUUAAAAGAUCACCAAUUAUACAAAGACUUAAAAAUAAUUGAAGAUGGUAUAUAUAUUCAUGGUUUAUUUUUAGAUUCCGGUCGAAUCGAUCUUGAUACAAAACUGUUGGUAGAUCCUAAUCCAGGUGAACUCCAUCCUCCUCUUCCUGUAAUGCGACUCGUACCUACAUUGGAUUUAGAUGAAACAUCAUUACGCUAUCAUUGUCCUCUUUAUAAAACUGCUAUACGAGCUGGUGUUCUUUCGACAACAGGACACAGUACCAAUUUUGUUGUGGCCGUUUUACUCCCAACUGAAUAUCCCGAAAAUUAUUGGAUAUUGAAAGGAACAGCACUUAUUACUCAAGUCACCAAUUAAAUAAUUAUUUUCAAUAUCUAUUCCUCAUUUUACGUAAUUUAUUUUACUUUAGUUAUAAUUGUUAUUAAUUACUUGUUUAUUAUUUUUAUAAUUUUAUACGAAUUUAGUAUAAUUUAAUAUUUAAUAAAAUUAUUAC